Molecule: messenger RNA, 2388 nt
Organism: Frieseomelitta varia
Lineage: Eukaryota; Metazoa; Arthropoda; Insecta; Hymenoptera; Apidae
Exons: 8
Coding region: 249-1436 (395 amino acids)
Biological process (GO): detection of chemical stimulus involved in sensory perception of smell; sensory perception of smell
Cellular component (GO): plasma membrane
Molecular function (GO): odorant binding; olfactory receptor activity
Source: RefSeq, a predicted model, not a curated record
GACAUUGAUUAUAAUUUCAUAACGCGUACCUCAAUUUUUUUUUUCAUUCUCCGUUGAAUUCAUUUUAACUUCGAUACAAGAAAUUGUCGCAGCUAUAGACUCUAGCAAAUUACCCCAACUGUCAAUCAUAUCUUCCCUCUCUUUCUCCCUCUCUCCCGAUAAUUUUGCAGUAAAUUCGAAAACCGAGGUAUUAUAUAGCUGGUGACCGAUCGAUCGAGACGCAGUCGUGCUUCGGACCUCGCGGAAAGAUGGACGUGGCGUAUCUUAUGAGAUCUGACUACGCGUUCAACAAAAAACUUCUGGCACUCCUAGGACUCUGGCCGACUACACGCUCGAAAUUUCGAGUUGUUCUCUUUUAUUUAUAUUACGUUAGUUAUCUUCUGCUCCAGAUAACGUGGUUUUUCACCCUCGAGUGCGACUUCACUUGCGUAAUGAACGUUCUGCCGACUGUUCUGACGACGGCAUCGGUCUUACUGAAAUAUGUUUUUCAUCAUAAAUACAUGACCACCGUACACGCUCUGUACAUGAUGUUGGAUCUCGACUGGAAUUCCUUCAAGAACGACAAACAGAGUAUCGAGAUUCUUCGAAGAUACGCGACGAUGGCUCACGUUUUGUCGGUAGCAGCCAUGUCUCUCCUGUGUCUCAUCGUCAUCGUUGUCAUGACUUUAUCAUUUUCGAUGUUGUCUAUUCUCCACAUGCCAAAAGAAAAUUGCAGUAGAUUCUGGCAAAGACCAUUCGCCUUGAAACAAUUAGAGAAAACUACGAGCGUCUAUAAUCCUUCUUUCAUUCUUUGCCUCGUUACCCAGUGUACGAGUUCUAUGAUUUGGGUAGCUAUCGAUCUGACUAACUUUGCAUUCCUCGAACACGUGUGCGCACUGUUCAAAAUUGUAAGCUGUCACUUGAAACGUACAACCAACGAAUACGUCAUGAAACUACCGCAAUAUGACGAAACGAAUAUUUACACGAAGAUAAUAUUCGCUGUGUGCGUUCACACGAGAGCGACUGAGUUUUUACAGAUCAUGUGGGACUCGUUCGAAAUGCAUUACUUUUGGACAGUAUUUUGUGGCACCGCCGCUAUGAGCAUGGCCUUCGUGAACUUGUAUACAUCUUUGCAAGCGAAGGAAGACGGACGAGCGAUAAUUUUAAUAUUCUACAAUAUAAUGAGCUUUUCCUGUUACACGGUAUUAGUAACAUUCUUUGGCCAAAGAUUAAUCGAUCAUAGUUCAGACGUCUUCUACGAGACAUACAAUUCGUAUUGGUACAGAAUCCCUCUCAAAGCUCAAAAAAUGUACUUGAUGAUUUUGCUGCGAAGUAUAAAGAGCUGCUCCUUUUCCAUGGGUCAUGUGUUCGUCUCGUCUCUUAAGGGUUUAUGCACGGUAACACGACUCCGUUUUCUCAACAUGUCAAAACGUACGAGCGAACAAAGUGCGCAUUGAAAUUGUUUCCUCUGCGUUUCAGCUAUUAAACACAACAUUUUCGUACUGCACGGUCUUUUAUUCCGCGCAGCAAUAACGUUUCUGCAGAAUUAAUAAAAAAAAAAAAAGGAGAAAGAAAACGAAAAGAAGCCCGAAUCUUUGACCGUGAUGUUAAUACUUCAUACAAUUCAUUGAUGUUUUUUGCACAGCAUGCAAAAUUGCUCUCGAUAUAUAUAUAUAUACAUGUUACUGAUUCUAAUUAUGUUUUCAAAAAUUAAAAGAUUAUUGUGAAUUGUUUUUUCUCAAUAUCUUCAUACCUCCUUUGGGAAGGGGCUAUAUGGCGUUACUUUAUUUUUAUAAGUUGCAACUGAUUCUUAUGGUCUUGAUUCUGAAUGACAUAACUAAAUGAAACAGAUUUUUACUCACAUUUCUGAACAUGCACGAGACGUAGGUUUCUAGUAAAUCCAGUUACACUAGAAGGAAGAGGAGAUGCAAUACGUUUGUCAGACUAAUUGGAACAUGUUUGAAUAAACCAUGAAGAACGAACCACAGCAAAGAACAGAUAUCCAAGUGUGUAUCUGAAAAAAUGUAUGACGCGUCGUUGAUCAAACAGGAAAAUAUUUUCACGAAAAAUGAAGGUAACACACCAUGUAUUUUUGUGGAUCGUCAAGUCAAGUUUCUUUCUUUCUGAUUGUCAGUUUUUAAAUAUUAUUCAAUGAUAUAUAUUGAUCUGAGGCACAACUUUUCAAUAAAUACAAGGCACAAUAUUAUUUCUUUGUAUUAAAUUGUCGUAAUUGUUACAACACGUGUAUUUGUAGUUAUUUGCACUGCCUGAUGAUAGUCGGGACCCUCGUGUUCCUUGUGUCAUAGAAGCUUAUUGAUUUCUAUUACCCUGUCACGUUUCCCCCAUGACAUACAUUUUCACCCUUUCAUGGGAAAUCGAUAUACCCUUGACACGUUGAUGUGUUUCGUU